Messenger RNA from Porites evermanni, 1949 nucleotides. Lineage: Eukaryota; Metazoa; Cnidaria; Anthozoa; Scleractinia; Poritidae. The record is from the annotation of a GenBank genome assembly.
AUGACUGCAAUGGAUAACUCCAUCAGUGACUUAGAGAGCUGGCUACCUCUUGGAAAAGUCGGUUUGGUAGGGGUUUGUCCAAUAUUCAACAAGGAAAGACCUUUUAGUAUACUGCACCGUAAGCAGUUGAAUGACAAGCGAAUUGUUCUCAACGUGAGUGGAAGAAAGUUCGAAACAUGGGACCAUACUUUGAAGAAGUACCCAGCAACGUUGUUAGGGAGCAGAGAUCGUGAAUCAUUUUUUGACUCAGAAAGAAAUGAAUAUUUUUUCGAUACAGAUCCUAUUUUUUUCCGCCACAUUUUGAACUAUUAUCGACAUGGCAAACUUCACUUUUCUCUGGAAGAAUGCGGAGAACUUUACGAGGACGAACUGAAUUUUUUCCGCAUUCCUACCGACGCGAUGGGGCUUUGUUGCCUCGAGGAAUACGCCGACGCCAGCACGAGCGGAAGCCGAAGUUCAGAGUCCGAGAAUAAACCGCCAUGUGAGUGCGUACCUUUGCGAAAAACGUUUCGACAAAAAGUUUGGUACACGUUUGAAAAUCCACAAUCUUCCAGAACAGCGAAAUUAGUGUACUAUGCUAUAGGAAUAGCGAUUAUUUUAAGUAUAGUCACAACCAUCAGCGAGACAAUUCCCUAUGGAGGUAAAACAUUAGGGGAAGAAUAUAAAACGGCUUUUCAGUAUCUUGAUGGAACUUGCGUCGUAGUGUUAACCUUAGAGUAUUUAAUUCGCUUGUUCGCUGCACCAAACAGGUGCAAAUUCGUGAAAGAAUUUCAAAGCAUUGUGGACGUAGCAGCUGUCUUUCCGUUCUAUCUUGACUUGGGAUUGAAAAGCGCCGGUGAUUUCGACGCGUUGACGAUUCUUCGCGUCUUUCGCGUUUUCCGAGUGUUUAAGAUGUCGCGUCAUUCAUCACGACUCCAGGCUCUCGGUUCCUCCAUAAAGAACUCAUCUUCUGAGCUCGGAUUUAUCCUGUUUUCCUUUGGCCUUGGUGUGAUUAUAUUUGCUACUGCUGUGUUUUAUGCUGAGAAAGAUGUUGAGGGAACCACGUUCAAAAGUAUUCCCGCCAGUAUGUGGUAUGCCAUUGUUACAAUGACCACAACUGGGUGAGUAUUGACUAAUCCUGGUGAGCCAGAUUGAUUGAUCGAUCCGGUUUCGGUCAAAUCUGGUACCCAGAGUAAUCCCUUGUAGAAAUCCCCAGAGAGUUAGUUGAUAACCAAUCAAAUCUCGAGACUCGUAUAAAAAUGCGCGACUCUACGGGUAAGUCGUUCACGUGGUUUGUAAUCACAAUAUCUCAUUGGUUAUUACCUAACCCUCUUAGGAUUUACACAUCUGGGACUUGAGCUCAAAAUAACCUAAAACGACGUCCUUUUGAACUAAGGCAAAUACGGCGGAUAAACUUUCCUACCUCAUUGAUUAUCUCUUAUUCCGAACACUCCAAUCUGUAAAAUUACUGCAUUUAGGACCAAUUUUAACAUUAAGGUACUUUCACAAUUAUUGCGCCCAAGUCCCAUCUCCAUUCCUCACUUUCAAAUGUCCUACUACUAACACACUUUAAAAUUCGCCACUUUAGAAAUUUGAAGGGAACUGGAGCCGCAAUUGUUUGUGGGAUCGUUACUGGUAACGUACCGGUCAGCUAUUGGCCAGUUCUUUUCAUUGUCCCUAGUAGCAAUCCCAGAAGUCUUGGCCAAAUUUUUUUGGGGGGGUUUGCCCAGUUUCUUUCUUGUUUCUUAAGUUUCGAAUUGGUGUUUUGUUACAGUUACGGAGAUAUGUCACCUGAGACUGCAUUAGGUCAGUUGAUGGGGAGUGUGUGCUGCUUAGUGGGUACCCUGGUGAUUGCCCUCCCUGUGCCCAUACUGGAAAUGAAAAUGAAACUGGUGCAAAAGAAACCAGCUGACAAGAAAGAGGAAGAAGAAACUGAAGAAGAAAAAGCUGAACAGGAGGAACAAGUGUGA